AUGGCGACACGGAAUCGCACUUUGCUUUUCCGAAAGUACAGAGACGCAUUGAAGAGUGUUCGUGCUCCGUCAAUCUCUUCGCCGACGUCCACAUCUUCCGCCAACGGUCCCGUCAUUGAAUUGGUCAGCACCUCGCUUCUCAAUCCGAAUCGCUCUUAUGCUCCACUUAGUACUGAGGAUCCCGGUAGUUCGAGUAAGGCUCUAAAUCCAAUUACUGUUGGGCUACCUCCGGCAUGGGUGGAUGUAUCUGAAGAAAUAUCAGCAAAUGUGCAACGUGCCCGCAAAAAAAUGGCAGAGUUGUCCAAGGCUCAUGCGAAGGCCUUAAUGCCAUCGUUUGGAGAUGGUAAGGAUGACCAACACGCUAUUGAGUCUCUAACACACGAGAUAACUGACUUGAUAAAGAGAUCAGAGAAGAGACUGCGGAGACUUGCUGCUGCAGGUCCUUCUGAGGAUUCCAAUGUCAGGAAAAAUGUGCAGCGUUCUCUUGCUACUGACCUUCAAAGCCUCUCUGUAGAGCUUCGCAAGAAACAAUCAACUUAUUUGAAGCGCCUCAGACAGCAAAAAGAGGGUCAAGAUGGAGUUGACCUAGAGAUCAACAUAAAUGGAAGUAAAUCUAGAUUUGAAGACGAUGACUUGGACAAUAUGAUAUUUAACGAGCAUCAGAUGGCCAAGCUAAAAAAGAGUGAAGCUUUCACAGUUGAAAGAGAAAAAGAGAUCCAGCAGGUUGUGGAAUCUGUUAACGAGCUUGCUCAGAUUAUGAAGGAUUUAUCAGUACUAGUCAUAGACCAGGGAACCAUUGUUGAUAGAAUAGACUACAAUAUUCAGAAUGUGGCAACCACAGUUGAGGAUGGCCUUAAACAGCUGCAGAAGGCAGAGAGAACUCAGAAAAAGGGGGGCAUGGUAAUGUGUGCGACGGUCCUUCUUAUCAUGUGCUUUGUUAUGUUGGUUCUCUUAGUCAUUAAGGAAAUUAUUUUGUGA
This is a messenger RNA of Lathyrus sativus (Indian pea), 978 nucleotides long. Lineage: Eukaryota; Viridiplantae; Streptophyta; Magnoliopsida; Fabales; Fabaceae. The record is from the annotation of a GenBank genome assembly.